CGUCAACAUGUCAGUGAUGAGAUUAAAAUAAGUUGUAAUUUUUGUGAUUUUCUAUUGAUUUCUAUGAUAUAUUUGUGUAAAUAUUCUACAAAAUAUUAUUCAUAAUUAGUUUUGUGUUGUGUUUAUUAUCCAAAUAUGUGACAAGUGCGACAUACGUGGCAAUUAAAUGACUAAAAUUGUUGAUCAAUUUUGGAUAGAAGUUGCAACGAUUUGAAAAUUCAUAAAAAUGUCUCUACCUGGGAAUGGAAUUUUCGUCGUACAGGGCGAGAUGGCCAUGCUGGUCACCGCCAUGCGACGGAGCACACGAUGGGGCUCACAUUCCUUUCCGAAUGAAGAGUACGACAUGCUCAUGAAAACUUUCCAAGACCUUAAAAUAAUUCUGAAUCAAGUGGACGAUCUGAGGCUCCUUGAUCCCGCUACGUAUUUGAGUCCGUUCCUGGAAGUGAUUCGAAGCAAGGAAACUACAGGGCCUGUCACUAGUCUUGCUCUUUCUUCAAUACACAAGUUCUUAUCAUAUGGACUGAUAGACCCAACACACCCUAGUGUACCAGCAACUGUGGAAGACAUAGCAGAUGCAGUGACCCACGCCCGCUUUGUGGGCACCGAUCAUUCAUCAGACGGAGUUGUUCUUAUGAAAAUUUUACAAGUCCUAAGAACACUGAUGCUGAGCCCAGAAGGUGCCAUGUUAACUGACGACAGUGUGUGCGAGAUUAUGCUCAGCUGCUUCCGUAUCUGCUUUGAGACAAGACUCACAGAACUAUUACGCCGCAACGCCGAACAGUGCCUACGGGACAUGACGCAGCUGAUCUUCAUGAGAUUGCCGCAGUUUCCCAUCGAGGACAACCCUCACAGCUUCGCCACACUCGGUUUGUCACUGAAGAGACGUGAUAAGGUGAACAAGAGGAAAUCGCUUACUAAUGCUCACAGUACAAAUUCCUUAGAUAGAAAAUCGCCUGUAGCCGAGCCAGCUGUGGCUGAAAGUCCAACGGAAACAGAAGUUAAUAAAACCCUUACUAAUAUUGGACAGAACCAAGACAAGAACCUAAUAAACGAAGCAGAGAUAACCAUAGAACCAGUAGAUGGUAUCAAAAGUCCAAAACGUCAUGGCCGCCAUUCUUCCAUGGACCUGGCUAAUGGAAAUACACCUAUAAGUCAACUGCUCGAGAAAUGCGUUAGUGGAUCGCAAGAAGAGAAAGAGAAAGAAGAAGAAGAGAAGAAAGAAGAGAGUGAGCAGAUAGAGGCGGUGGAAGUCGGGGAAGUUGUGGAAGCAACAGCAGAAGAGCCGCUUAUCACAGAAGAGAACAAAGAAGAGCCAAAAGAAGAGACGCAGAACGAAGAUAAGGAAAAAGUAGAAGAAUACGUGAACCACAGAGGCAUUCGGUUCACGGCACAAGAUGACAGCUUGAAUCUACAGCCCUAUGGACUUACGUGUAUUAGAGAGAUUUUCAGGUUCCUCAUAUCCCUGUGCAAUCCCCUCGAUACCCAGAACACAUCAGCAAUGGUGCACCUGGGGCUGCAGCUGGUCCAGGUGGUGCUGGAGGUGGCUGCUGACCACCUGGCUUCGUACACCUCCCUCAUGUACCUGAUCAAGGAUCCAUUGUGCAGGAAUCUGUUGAGUCUGUUGGACACAGAGAGAAUUUCAAUAUUCGCGCUCGACCUACAAAUCUGGUUCCUCCUAUUCGAAGCACUCCGCGUGCACUUAAAGUUCCAAAUGGAGGCGUUCUUCAAGAAAAUCAUAGAAAUACUAUCCAUAGACACGAGCAAAGCGAUAUACGAGUUAAAAGAAAUACACCAUAUUUCUCUAGAAAACUUGGCCCAAAUGUUCAGAAUUCCUGGACUAUGUACGGAACUCUAUCUUAACUUCGACUGUGAUGUGUACUGUAUAAAUGUGUUCGAAGAAUUGACGAAGCUACUCUCCAAAAACGUAGUGUCUUCCACCGCUUAUAAUAUACACAGUUUGUCACUAGAAGUGCUAAUGACUAUAAUAGAAGCUAUAGAAAUUGGAACUAGUCAGAAGGAGAAAGAAGAAGUGACAGAUGAUAGGGAAGUAGAGAGGAUAGGAGUGGAAUAUGGUCGUGGUGGUCAUGUGUCCUUGGAAUUAGGGGGAAUGGAUGAUGCGUCUGUGGUCAGUGACCAUGUGACACAUGAUAUAAGUCAGUACUUUGGUGGAGGAAGGUCUGCGAGGCAUAAGCCCUCGGUGGAAAUACCAAGUGAUGCGGAAUUGGACAAUAUUAAGAAUAUGAAGAAGUGGGUAACCCAAGGUACAGAGCUGUUCAACCAAAAACCAGAGCGGGGUAUAGAAUUCCUUCAAGAGCACGGCGUUCUGGCCACGCCUUUAGAUCCUGAUGAAGUGGCCAACUUCCUUAGGGAAAAUCCAGAUUUGGAUAAGAAAAUGAUUGGCGAAUACAUAUGCAAGCGCUCAUCCCGCGGCGAGGACGACGGGCCGAGCGUGCUGACAGCAUUCGCGAACAGCUUCGACUACUCGCGGCUUCGCAUCGAGCAGGCGCUGCGGCUCUACCUGGAGACGUUCCGCCUGCCCGGCGAAGCGCCGCUCAUCUUCCUCGUCAUGGAGAAGUUCGCCGAGCGCUGGCACACAACAAACGGCUGUCCAUUCGCGAAUACAGAUGCAGCGUUCCGACUAGCAUACGCCGUGAUAAUGCUGAACAUGGACCAGCACAACCACAACGCUAAGAAACUCAACGUGCCCAUGACAGUGGACGAUUUUGUGCGCAACUUGCGUGGCUGUAACGGCUCUGGGGACUUCCCGACGGAUAUGCUGAAGGAGGUCUUCUAUUCUAUCAAGAACGAGGAGAUGGUAAUGCCGGCAGAACGCGUGGGUCCCGUGCGCGACGCGUACCUGUGGCGCGUGCUGCAGCGGCGCGGGCGCACGGCGGCCGCCGCCUACCGCCUCGCGCCCAAAGCCUGCUCGCUGCACGCCCGCCUGCUGCCCGCUGCCUGCCCGCCCGCGGUGACAGCCCUAUCCGCAGCGUUCGAACGCUCGACCCCACCCACACCUGAAGAGAUCGAGUCCAACUCCCGCGACUGCCUCGCGCUAGUCGCUCUGAGCGGACUCGAGCGGUGCGCUGCGCUGGUGGCUCGCUUGCGGCCCGCGCAGGACACGCUCACGCUCGACACGCUGCUGCUCACGCUCAGCAAGUUUACGGGGCUGUUGGCGCCCCACCACGCCUCGUAUAUUGCUGUUGGAGUGUCGCUGGGACAGGCGAGCAAGGCGCAGGUGGCGCUGCGGCGCGCGUGCGCGGUGUGCGCGCGGCACGCGGACUGCGUGCGCGCGGGCUGGCGGCACCUGCUCGACAUCACGUGCGAGCUGUACGCGGGCCGCCUGCUGCCCAAGUGUCUAGUAGAAGCAGAGGACUAUCUAUCGCCAACGGGCACAGUGUCGCUCAUUCGUGAAGCGAGUCGCGGCACAGAUAGUGGUCUACUGUCCAGCAUAUAUUCGUAUAUUGCACUGGGAGAGACUGGUAUACGUGCGCCAACACCACACGAGAAAGCGCUCAUAGACGCGGCCACGGAAUGCGUAGCGGCUUGCAACUUGCCCGGCCUACUCGUGUCUGAGACUAAAUUCCUGCCUGUUGAAAGUCUGCAAGAACUCAUUCAAGCUAUGCUAGCGGUAGGCACUCCGCCGGAUUCAGACAGCCUACAGCUCAAUCCACAAUUAGAAGACAUAACCAUAUUCUUCUUCGAACUUCUGGGACAAACGUUAAUUCAAAAUCGGGACCGCCUCCUAACCGUAUGGGAGGAUUGUGGGCCGCACAUAGAGCGCAUAGUGCUAUGGGCAGCAAGUCGCGGUAACUACGCGCUAACUCGAGUGCUAACAGCACUGUUGAGGACUUCAGCCCGUCUCAUGAGAUGUGAAUUGUGUGCUCCAACGGUAUUAUUGCACCUGCAACUGCUGUUCCGUUUGCCGUAUAAGCUGUUCUACCAGCAGGCUGAUGUGAUAUCGUGCGGCAUCUACGAAAUAGUGAAGACGUCAGCGCAGAAUAUUCAUAGCGGUGCAGAGUGGGCUGCUUUGCUGGCACUGCUUGCGGCAGCUGGUGCUGGUGCAUGGCCGAGGGAUGCUGCUCCGCCAGCAUCUGCGAGUCGAUCAGAAGGUUCGGAAGAAGAAAAUGACAGAAGACCAACGAGCGUUUCAUCCGAGAGUGAACUGUCGCAUUCGCCGCAAACGCAGGGAUGGAUAUUGGUGAAAAAUGAGUCGGGCAAAACGACAGAAGCGGUGGAAGUGGAACUCGAACAGGUCACGCUGCGUGCCCACCGCAGUUCGGCUCUCAGCCGCUGCGUGGAAGCGUUAGCGCUGGUCAUACGUGACGUAGCGCACGUGACGCCGCACAACUGCCGCGCCGCAGUGCGAGCGGUGCGCUUGUUGGCUAGAGCCACACUACACUCUGGUAAAACAAGUAAACUACGCGACAAUCGCAAGUCUAAAGGUCGCGGACGCUCCGAUUCGAGCGAUGAAGAAGAUUCACUGGACAGCUACCACAACGUCAGCAUACAGCUGUUAGACCUCAUGCACACGUUGCACAGUCGAACUGCGCAAAUAUUCAAGUGGUGGAGAGACGAGGCCGAUCAGGAACAAAAAGAUGCAGAAGAAUACGAUCUAUGGGAGGUGGCGUGGAAACCUCUCUUGCAAGGGAUUGCUGAAUUCUGUACGGACACAAGGAAACAGGUGUCGAACAGCGCGAUCGCGUACCUGCAGCGGGCGCUGCUGGCGCCGGCGCUGACGUCACUGCGCGGAGCCGGGUGGGAGGCCUGCUUCAGCUGCGUGCUGCUGCCGCUGCUGGCGCACCCGCCGCGCCGCCACGAGACUGCCGCGCGCGCCAACACGCUCAUGUGCAAGGUGUUCCUACAGCACCUCUCGGCGCUGGUAGCCCGCGCGUCGUUCGCAGCGCUGUGGGCGCGCGUGGUGCGCGUGCAGCGAACACUACUAACGGCCAGUGCGGAGCCCCUGAGGGAGGGCGCGUUGGAGUCGCUGAAGAACAUGCUGCUCGUUAUGCACUCGGUUAAGAUUUUCAGCAACGGUGACGGGUACAAUGACCUGUGGUACCUAACGUGGGACAUUAUUGGCGAAUUUCUGCCCAAUUUGAAACAAGAACUCUUCCCAGACGUGAACGACAAUACGAAGCCAGGUCAAAACCUGCCGAGCCACAUGCAACCAUCCAUCCCCCACUCGCUUCCUACCCUAAUUCCCGUCGCGCCAAACAGUAUGCCCAACGUUCCUUCGUAUAACACAUCGCCAACAAACACCAACAUUGGCCAACACCCACAAAACAUGACCCAACUUCCACCAAACAUGGCCCAAUACCCGGCAAACAUGGCCCAACCUUACCCAUUACCCGCCAACACACUCCAGUCCAGUCCCACUCACAUGCAACGACAAACAUCGAACAUUCUAGUAGGCUCUAUGGCCAGUUCACCAGUAAACUUACCAAUGACACCACCAGGCGGGCCAACGUUGGUCGCACCUGUACCAUUACCUGGGACAAUACAACAGAUUCUACCGCCAACAAAUGUGCAAAACACAACCCAAAAUGUGUACACGUUACAACAUAAUGUACCAACACAACUACAAAAUGUACCAAUACAACAACCAAAUGUACCACAGCAACAAAUCGCCUCAAAUGUACAAGACAGUGUGCAAACAACACAACAAUAUGCGCCAGCAGUACAACAGAAUAUACAGUCCUUACAACAAAAUAUGCCAUCGGUACAACAGAAUAUGCCACCGGUACAACAGAAUAUACCGCCGUUACAACAGAAUAUACCAUCGGUACAACAAAAUAUACCACCGGUACAACAAAGUGGUGUAACUAGAGUGAUGUCACCAACACUAGGCCCGCCUGUUAGUGGUAUGGUGGCGAUUAGAAAUCCGUUGUACGAUCAAUCGGGUUUAACAUCAUCAGUUUUGCUACAGCCGUUAAAUGAGAUGGUAUCCACCCCGAUCGGUAUAUCACUACAACCGACUCAACAAACGAACGAAAAUACACCUGACGAACAGACAGAGAACGUGCAACAGAGCGAAAUAUUCGCUGAAUAUCUGACCAAUCCCUACAACGAUGUACCUAAAGAUGAGAAGAAAUCCUUCAGCGCGAAUGUGACACCUAUGCACAGUAACAAUAAAGCUCAAUUUGGCUCGACAGAUAAUGUCAAUGCGUCUGGAAUGUUCAAUUUUUCGAGUUACUUCUCGACCGGAAUGGGCUCUGGCGUUUUUGAUACCCUAAUGUCGACACAAGAGGGAUAGCGGGAUGUCGAUGUUGGCACUUGGUUAUAGUUUGUUGAAUAGGCUCUGGUUCUGUCAAUGUUGUCAUUUUAAAACAUUUAUUUAAAAGAAAAAAUAAACUGAAAAGUGAAAUCUAUUGUCUAUUGUUGUUUAUUCAAGUUUGUUUAGUGAUAUGUUUUCUAAGAGCUUUCAAAAUCUAUAUUUUAGAGCUAGCGCGCAAGAGCAACUGUCUCCGCAACUAUUUUGUCUCUCCCAACAACUCUAUGGGCCAGUAAGAAAGUGCACGCACGUAGCGACACAACUUCCUAUAGAGUUGAUGGGAGAGACAAAAUAGUUGCGGAGACAAAAGUUGCUCUUGCGCGCUAGCUCUUAGACGUCUUACACAUCCAUUUCUUUCAAUAUAUGAGAGUAUAUGACAGAAUCAGGGCUAUUUUCGAUUUUUAUUGUUUACUGGUUAAAUAUAUUCCAUUAGCUGAACGUAUCUUUAUUUUAUACUAAGGCCAUAUUUAUGUAAUAAUAGAUGACAAGAUUUAUAUGUAUAGAUAAAAUUCUUUGUUGAGAUAAAAUAUAAUAUACUAUUAGCAGACCUAGCGAAAUUAGUUCUUCUUUUUUAAAUUUUUCUUGACAAAAAAUUAUAACAGUACUAUAAAUAUAUUUUAUGGCCUACCAAUUUAUUUGUAGAAUUGAUUAGAAUACUUUAUAAUUAUGAUAAUUAUGAUCCAGAAAAAUUGAAAGAAAUGAAAUGAACCUAGCACAGUUAUUUGGAAUAAAUAAAUUGUAGAUGUCUGUGAACUAUUAUAAUGUACAGAUUUGUUAUACGAGAUAAAAUAAAAUGUCAAUCAAAAUUAUUAUUUAUUUAUGUAAAUGCGUAUUCUAAAAGUACAACCACGACCCAUUAAUAAAUUGACACGGCGCCAAAACUUCAUUGUUACAACUUGAAGUAAAGAAACUAUCAAACUACAGAAGAAUAAACAGUUCUACGCAAUUAUGUUAUCGUAACACUAAAAUCUCAAACAGCACUAGAUAUAAACAAGAAUUGCAAUUAAGAUGUAACUGACGGACGGUCAUUGCUCCACGAAUAGUUUUAUAGCUACGCGGAAUCGUAAUUAACGCAUUUCGCAGUACAGUAAAAUAGAACGAACCAUUAUUAUGGUCCAGUUAUGGUCUAAUUAAUUUAAAAAGAUAAUUAAAAAGCGCGCGUGCUCUUACUUUUAUGUCUUCGUCCACAGAUAAUGUUUGUGGAAUGUCAAAUAAUGGUAACAAUUUUGGUUAAUUUAAAAAUCGAACAUGUUUCUUUUUUUUUGUUUUACGCGUCCUACUAUAAAAUACAGAUUUAGUUACGCGGAAAUAAUGUGCGAAGGUUUAAAACUGGCCUAAUUUAUUUCCCUUCUGUGUUUUUAAAGUAUAGGAUAGGUGUAUAUUAAAAUUAACUAUGAUUUUUAUGUAUUCACAUUUUACCGCGUCAGUAUGUAGAUAAAUAAAUUGUCUCACUGUUUUAGAGCCUAGAGGACGUUAGUCUAUAGGUCUAUGAUGAGUUGACAGUUUUUUUUUAUUCAAGCUUAAAAAUUGUAUUUAAUAUGUGUACUUACUAUUUCGAUGCACACAGAUUAUAGAUAGGUAUUCAUAUUGUAUAUUUUCUGUUCUUUUUAUAUAAUGCCAUAAUUAUUACAUUCCAAUUAACUUUUUCAAAAAAUCUGUGAGAUCUUUAUCUUUUCUACUAGUGUUGAAUUGUUUAUGUUUAUUCUGUAUUUAUUAAAAGAGUUCAGGGUUAAAACGAGGAAAUAAUGUAAAUUGUGUAAUUAUAAUAUCAAUGCUUAGUUUUUGUAUAGAGAGCUAUAUAUACUUAUCGAUGUAAUGUUUAGAUGUUUAUUAAUAAAGUGUUUUACUAAA
Molecule: messenger RNA, 8122 nt
Organism: Colias croceus (clouded yellow)
Lineage: Eukaryota; Metazoa; Arthropoda; Insecta; Lepidoptera; Pieridae
Gene: garz
Product: Golgi-specific brefeldin A-resistance guanine nucleotide exchange factor 1
Exons: 30
Coding region: 227-6253 (2008 amino acids)
Biological process (GO): regulation of ARF protein signal transduction
Molecular function (GO): guanyl-nucleotide exchange factor activity
Source: RefSeq, a predicted model, not a curated record